AUGAGUCAUCUGAACGAAUAUUUUCCAAUGAAUCUUCCAAUCUUGAAUGGUAAGAACUAUGAAAAUUGGUGUAAGCAGAUGAAAAGGGUUUUCUAUUAUCAAUAUAUUUGGGAUCUUGUGAAGAAUGAAGUAACCCCAAUUGGAGAGAAUGUUAUAGAUGAACAAAAGGUUGCACAUAAAUAUUUGAAGAAAAGGGAUUAUAAGGCUCUCUUUAUAAUCUAUCAAUGUGUUUAUCUAGACAACUUUGAGAAAUUUGGUGAUUUAGAUUCAACAAAGGAAGUAUGUGAUAUCCUGGAAAAAUCAUUUGGAGGCGUUGAUAAAGUGAAUGAUAUGAGGUUACAAACUCAUAAAAGAAUGAAUGAAUUGCUUAAGAUGGAAGACAAUGAAAGUUUCACUAAUUUCUUCACCAGAGUAACGAAAAUGGUGAAUCAAAUCAAAACGUAUGGAGAAGUGUUGACAUCAAAAUAUGUAGUGUCAAAGUUUUUGAGCUCAUUGGCUCCAAAGUUCGAUCAUGUGGUAGUAUCCAUAGAAGAAUCGAAGGAUUUGUCAAACAUGACAAAACAAGAGCUUCAAGGGACUCUUGAAUCUCGUGAACAACCAAUGGCUGAAAGAACUAGAAGCAAGCCGAAGACUGAUGUGGAUUUGCAAGCUCAGUCAACUAAGAAAAACAAAAUAAAAUGGAAUGGUAAAAAGGGCAGAGAAAGUUAUAAUAAUUUGAAAGGUAGAGGAAAUCAUCAAGAAGGUAGUUUGUCGAAUCAGAGACAAUAUUCUAACCAAGGCAAUCAUAGAGGUGGUGGUGUAGGUAGAGAGAGAGGUGAUGGAAGAAAACCUGAUAAAAGUCAUAUUCAGUGCUACAAUUUUCAAAAGUAUGGCCAUUAUGCAAGUCAAUGUCGAGGAGGCAAGAAAGAUCAAGAAAGUGAUGGAAAAACUUAUAGAAGAUGA
Molecule: messenger RNA, 942 nt
Organism: Lathyrus oleraceus (garden pea)
Lineage: Eukaryota; Viridiplantae; Streptophyta; Magnoliopsida; Fabales; Fabaceae
Exons: 1
Coding region: 1-942 (313 amino acids)
Molecular function (GO): nucleic acid binding; zinc ion binding
Source: RefSeq, a predicted model, not a curated record